AUGGCGAACCAUUCAAAGCCAGCCAUGAUGACGGUCGGAGCACACCUGAGUAUCUUCGUUCUAAUAUUAAAAGUCCAAGUUUUAUGCGCGAUUCCACCACAGAUCGUCCCAUUUAAACUACCUGAUGAUCUGGAAGAGGGUCAGCGAUUAAUAAUAACCUGCGCCAUUAGAAAAGGAACCCCUCCAUUUGUCUUUUUCUGGCAGAAAAAUGGACGUCCUCUAGCAGAAACUAACGGAACCCGAAUUGUCCAUAACGACGACUAUCAAGAGACACUUAAAAUUCAAACACUUGGCGGCGACGACGUUGCUAAUUAUACGUGUGCAGUAGAAAACGCGUUCGGCUCCGAUCAGAUAUCGGUAGCUGUGCUGCUUAAAUUUAAACCUCGGUGGAAUGUACCCGGCAAAGAGAACAGUGUCAUCACCGGCGUAGCCGGUGACAGCAUUAUGUUUGAUUGUUCAGCUAUAGGAUAUCCAACUCCCGCUAUACGAAUAUUCAAGGGCAAUCUGGAUCUCACCAAGUCGAAAAGAAUUGAGAUUCUUCCAUCCGGUUUAAUCCGACUGAAUUCGUUCUCGUCUAAAGACGGAGGCAACCUGUUUUGUGAAGCCGAAAACUCCAUUGGUGUUAUUCGAAAAUCAGCAAUUUUAGUCUUUACCGAAAAUCUUGAAAAAGAUCAACGAUUAGCAGUGACAUGCACGGUCGCCAAAGGAAGUCUUCCUAUAGCGUUUACUUGGAGAAAGGAUGAUGAAUUUCUUAACCAAAAUGAUGAUUUAAAGCUUGUCCACAACGAUGAUUAUCAAGAGACACUGCAGAUUUCUAAACUAGAUGGCAUUCAUGUCGGAAACUAUACUUGUGCAGUGAAGAAUGCUUUUGGCUCUGAUCAGAUGGCUGUCGCCGUAGUUCUCAAAUUCAAGCCGCAAUGGAAAACUAGCCCCACUGAAGCAGGCCAUAUUGUUGCAGCAGUAAUUGGGACAAAUAUUGAGCUAGACUGCAUCACCACAGGUCAUCCAACACCAACAAUUAGGGUGUUUUCAGACCGUGAGGAAAUUACCCAGUUAUCGAGGGUAAACAUCACUCGAAACGGCUUAAUUCGCAUCUCAUCGUUAGCCCUACAGGAUAAGGGCAAAAUCACCUGUGAAGCGCAAAAUGCUCUUGGAGCCAUUCGGAAGUCUUUCCAAAUCGCACUUACUGGGAACUACACAUGCAGUGCAAAAAAUGCUUUUGGAUCAGAUCAGACUUCGGUGUCUGUAGUGCUUAAAUACAGACCUCGUUGGAUAACAGAGAGCUCUGGUAGAAUUUCAGCGGCAAUCGGUGAGGACGUUACUAUAGAUUGUAAGGCUCUUGGGCAUCCAUUACCAACGGUCCGUAUCGUUAAAGGUGACUCUGAGGUGAAAACUACACCAAGGCUGCUUGUGGAUGCCGGACUGAUUCGAAUCAAGGAGGUUCAACAGCUAGAUGCAGGGGAAUUUUUCUGUGAAGCAUCGAACUCAAUCGGAAAGGUUUCUAAAAUGGUUCAGCUUGUAUUAACAGGUCCCCCUGAAAUUAUCCCAUUUCGUGUACCCAACGGUUUGACCGAAGGUAAACGCCUCACUCUAAUGUGUUCAGUAAGCGCUGGAACUCCACCGAUAUCCUAUUCCUGGCUUAAAGAUAGUUCCGCUGUUGGAACCCUGCCUAAUGUUCGAAUUGUACAUACUGACGAGUACCAAGAUAAUCUGCAAAUCGAAAAACUCGGUGCUGAGCACGUUGGAAACUACACAUGCAAUGCGAAAAAUCUCUAUGGAUCUGACCAAAUGACCGUACAAAUUAUGAUAAAAGUUUCUCCUCGAUGGACUGUAAAUAAUAAUAUCAAGGAUGUAAGAAGCGUGGCAGGCAAUAAUUUCUCUAUAGACUGCAGGGUUACGGCUCACCCGGCAGCAGUAGUCACAUUUUAUAAAGUUUGCGUGAAAAUCAUACAUUUUGAUGAUUUUCAAGAUGUGCUUCAAAUAGAGAAGCUUAGCUCAGAUCACGUUGACAACUAUACUUGUGUCGCUAAAAACACGUACGGUCCCGACCGUAUGUUAGUGUCAGUAAUUCUAAAGGUUGCAUCCCGGUGGACCUCGGGUGCAACAAACAUCCCUAUGAAGAUUAUCGCGAUAUCGGGAGAAACCGUUAGUUCGGGCUGUCGCGCCCAUUGUGGCCUUUUUGAAAGGUGAAAUUGAAUUGGUAGCGAAUACUCGAAUUCGCUUUGCAUCUUGAGUUUUAAUAGUCAACGAGGUUUCACCUCUUGAUAAGGACGAUUACGCUUGCGAAGCUCAUAACACUCUUGGGAAAAUAUCCAGAACAAUCAACAUCAUACUCAGCAAUAACAACGCCAGACAAACGCUGUUUGGUUACUACAACAUGACUCUACAGUUCCAAAAGUAAUCAAAAACCGCUCCGUUUUCAUAAAUGCUGACUGAGCAAAAAUCCCUCACUUCCACGUGUACGCGCGCUAUUUUUUCGGAGCAGACAGUUUAAGGUUGCAAUACAUUUACUAAUAAAGCCAAAAUUUUUUCUUGCAUAU
This is a messenger RNA of Varroa destructor (honeybee mite), 2540 nucleotides long. RefSeq names its product hemicentin-2-like. Gene Ontology annotation, biological process: homophilic cell-cell adhesion; synapse organization. Gene Ontology annotation, cellular component: axon; plasma membrane; neuronal cell body. Gene Ontology annotation, molecular function: axon guidance receptor activity. The record is from RefSeq and is a predicted model, not a curated record. Lineage: Eukaryota; Metazoa; Arthropoda; Arachnida; Mesostigmata; Varroidae.